AAAUAUAUAUAUAUAGAACCGUUUCAGGCAAAACACAAAACACAGACAGUGAAAGUGAAACAACAAAGAUUGUACUAGUGGCAAUGGCAAAUGUUGGGGAGGAAGUGAGUAACAAGCAAGUGAUAUUCAAGGACUAUGUCACUGGUUUUCCAGAGGAAUCAGACAUGUACGUGAUCACAAGUACCAUAAAAUUGAAGGUUCCAGAGGGUUCCAAUGCUGUUCUUUUGAAGAACCUUUACUUGUCCUGCGAUCCCAUAAUGCGUAUCCUAAUGCAACCAGUUGUUCCUAGCGAUUUCUCCAGUUACACCCCGGGCUCUCCGUUAAACGGGUAUGGGGUGGCUAAAGUUUUGGAUUCUGGGCACCCAGACUUCAAGGUAGGUGAUUUAGUUUGGGGAGCUAAUACUAGAUGGGAAGAGUACAGCCUAACCACGGCAACCGAAAGACUAAAAAAGAUCAAGCAUACCGAUGUACCCCUUUCCUACUAUACGGGCCUUCUUGGUAUGCCUGGUGUGACUGCUUAUGCUGGUUUCCAUGAAGUUUGUUCUCCUAAGAAAGGAGAAUAUGUCUUCGUUUCAGCAGCAUCUGGUGCAGUUGGCCAGCUUGUUGGACAAUUUGCAAAAUUGUUUGGUUGUUAUGUUGUUGGAAGUGCUGGAAGCAAAGAAAAGGUUGAUCUACUGAAGAAUAAGUUUGGUUUUGAUGAUGCUUUCAAUUAUAAUGAAGAGCAUGACUUGGAUGCAGCUUUGAAAAGGUAUUUCGCAGAGGGCAUUGAUAUCUACUUUGAGAAUGUUGGGGGUAAGAUGCUUGAUGCAGUGCUCCUAAACAUGAGAAACCAUGGUCGUGUUGCUGUAUGUGGAAUGAUCUCACAGUAUAAUCUUGAUCAAACUGAAGGCGUGAAAAAUUUGAUGCACCUCAUAUUCAAGCGCAUCCAUGUUACAGGAUUUUCAGCUCUUGAUUACUAUCACCUCUAUCCCAAGUUAUUAGAUACUGUGCUGCCUUAUAUCAAAGAGGGGAAGAUAGUGUAUGUGGAAGACAUUGCCGAAGGCCUUGAAAGUGGUCCAGCUGCCCUGGUUGGACUCUUUAAGGGUCGCAACAAAGGGAAACAAGUAGUUGUAGUUGCUCGAGAAUAAUUCAGCCUAGUCUUUUAUAUAUACUUAUGUGCAGUGUCUUCCUAGUAUAGGUUGCAAAGUAAGUGUUUUGAGGUUUAAUUGGUCCAAACUCAAUGGUUUGUUGGGUUGAAAAGAAUAAAAACAUUGUAGGUAAUUGUAAUUCCCGUUUGUUAUGAGUGUAUACUCCCUGGAAUAGAUGAAAGGGAAGAGAAUUUGUAGUGUGGCAGUAAUGCUUUGGUGUAUGUAUUUCCUUGUAACUUUUGUUUUAUGGUUGUGAAGAGGAGAAGACACUGCAAUUUACUUACUGUUGUCCUUGAGGAAAUAAUUAUUAGCAUCAUUCAGGUUGCUCCA
Messenger RNA from Quercus robur (English oak), 1457 nucleotides. Its product is annotated as 2-alkenal reductase (NADP(+)-dependent)-like. NCBI's taxonomy places the organism in Eukaryota, Viridiplantae, Streptophyta, Magnoliopsida, Fagales, Fagaceae. The transcript has 5 exons. Gene Ontology annotation, molecular function: 2-alkenal reductase [NAD(P)H] activity. The coding region runs from base 84 to 1127 and encodes 347 amino acids. The record is from RefSeq and is a predicted model, not a curated record.